AUGGGAGGAAAGGGAGCAAGGGUGGAGGAAGUGGAGAAGAAAAUGUGGAAGGAGGUGAAGAAAUGAUGAGAAACUUGACUGAAAAACAGUCAAAUAAAAAGCGUUGCUGUGUUCAAAUCUUCGUUUUAUGAACUUUAACAGAGUCCAAUGGUCGGUAUGAACGGAUCAAUAUGAUCCGAUAAUAAAACUGACCGAUCGAUCGGGAGUCUGACAGUAAAGCUCUGCAGCUUUAGAGUGUGAGUGUGUGUUUUUCUGACCUCUGUAGUCUCAAGUCUGGAGUCAUGUGGACCUGCUGCUCUGUUUUGGCCCCUCUGUGGACCCCGGAGCUCCGCCGCGUUUGUGUGCGAGCAGCGCCGCCUGCUGGCCGGAGGAGGAGGAGCUACAGCCGGGGAGAAGCAGCAGCGGAGUGCCGCAGUGCUCCUCUCCGCUCCACACCGAUCUCCACCACCGAGAAGAAGAAGAAGAAGAGGAGAGACGAGGUGAGGAAAACAGACAGAAAACAAAGUGUUAUGAAUUCUGAUUUAAGUUUGAUUAAAAUCUUUUAAUUUUUGUAAUUUCUACAAGUUUGUCUUCACGAGUUUGGAGGGACGUCUGUGGAUCCGUGCAGCAGACAUGAAUGUAACUUUAAUCUCUGCGAAUUUGGGAUUAACGGUCUGAACAAACCGAUUAAAAUGAUCAUGCACAAUUCUUGUAAUUAAGUUUUAACUGUUUUAAUCCGGGGGUAAAACACGAGAAGAGACAGAUUUGGUCCUCGGUCCGGUCCGGUCAAGUCCGGUCCUGGCUUGAUCUGAUAUUGAACUUCAAUGUGCUCAACGCGAGUCGAUCCCUUUAAUGUGAUACUAAAAGACUGAUUUUUAAUUUUUGAAUUGAGCCUUAAAGUCAUUGAUUUAAAUGAUAAAUUGAAGACAUGUUUCUUAAUAUAGAAUUAGAGUUUUAAGAGUUUUAGAUUUCUUUGUUAAUCCUUCUGAAGCUCUGCACUUUGAUAAAAAAUAAAGUUUCAUUAUUUAUUAUAAAUCUGUGAGUGAAAUAAGAGGGUUAAAGAGAAAGACAAAGUGGAAAUCAGGUGAAGAGAGAGAGCAGAAGACCAAACAGGUGCAGGACGAAAUGUUGCAUCAUCUUAAAUCUGUGUGUUUCAGGAUUCAACAUGCAGACGACGACUCUUUUUUAAUCCGUCUCACCUUUUUCUUUCCAGCUGUAUCUCUCCACAUCUUCAUUUUCAGUCUUCAAGUCUUUUUUAAAAAGUGUAAAAUAUUGAAUCGCAGGUGCGGAUCAUGCAGCUGCUGCAGCCCAACAGGUGGAGAUGACGAAUCACCGCAGAAAUACCUGCAAACAUGCAAAAGCUGUCAUCUCCAAUUUAGGAUGCACAUUUCCUGCAUGGUAAAUCAUCAGUUUUCUAGAAUGUGCAUAUGAAUUAUCUGACACAGAUUGUGUGUUUUCUCCAGGGUCAGAGGUCAAGUUAGUAGAAAACAUCACCGAGAAAAAAGCUGCAAAACAUUCAGAUUUUAUCUGUUAAAUCUUCUCGAUGCGUCCGGUGUGAAGAGAGUUAAACCUGCUGCAGGACGCCCUAAUAAGUCUGUGUAUGAAUAAAUAACACACACACACACACACACACACACACACACACACAAACACACACACACAUGCAGAGCGAUCGGCCGGGCAGCAGCAGCAGCGUCGUGGGUGUCUUGAUUCCUAGACAGACACACUCAUGCACUUUUAAUGGGAUCCCUCUCUAAAACGACGGGAUUCCUCCACCGAGCACGACCCUUUCUCACCGAGUGUGUGUGUGAGAAGAGAGAGUGCUUAACAGUGACAGAGAGAGAGAGAGAGUGUGUGUGUGUGUGUGUGUGUGUGUGUGUGUGCAGGAGGUGUGAGUAAGGAUCACCCACUGGCCCUGGGGUGCGAUUUCAGCUUGCCGGAGGGAGGCUCAGAGUGGUCCCAAGACCCUGAAAACCCCAAGGCUUGA
Molecule: messenger RNA, 1966 nt
Organism: Xyrichtys novacula (pearly razorfish)
Lineage: Eukaryota; Metazoa; Chordata; Actinopteri; Labriformes; Labridae
Source: the annotation of a GenBank genome assembly